Molecule: messenger RNA, 3780 nt
Organism: Prorocentrum cordatum
Lineage: Eukaryota; Dinophyceae; Prorocentrales; Prorocentraceae
Source: the annotation of a GenBank genome assembly
AUGCCCAAAGGCAUCAGCGCGCUCGCAGGGUGCUUCACGGCGGCUCACAAUCUCACGCUGCUCGACCUCAGUUUCAACACGAUUGGUGGGCCUGGUGCCUGUGCCAUCGCGCACCUGCUGACCAGGUACCCGAAGCUGCUGCGCCUGGACGUGACCUCUGGGGAGAUCCCAUCCUCGGGCCUGCAGGACAUCCUUGGAGCCCUGAUCAGCGCAAACAGCCCGAUACAGACGCUCAAGAUCGGCGACAACGAGCUGGACGACAAGGCGGGCGUGUCGGUGGCGAACUUCCUCAGGCUGAACAGGUCCAUCUGCUCCCUCGGCCUGGGGUCCCGGUCGAGCUUCGCUCAGUUCGAGGCCUUCGAGCUCGUCAAAGACUGCAGGGCGCCGCUGCAGGAGCUGGUCUUCCACGGGCACAGUCUCGAGAUCGAGGACCAGUGCAAGUUCCUCUUCGCCGGCUGCAAGCAGUGCAUGGACCUGUCGAGCCUGGACGUCGGCUUGAUCAAGAUACACAGUUCCAAGGAGCACAUGGCGAGCUUCUUCGACAAGCCCCUGACCUUCUUGCUGACGCACGGUCUCUCCGGCUCGACCCCGGCCGAGCAGAGCAACUAUUUGCGGGCCUGCCACUCCCGGGAGAAGCUGAUCAAGUUCCUCAUCAAGCAGCGGAACAGACCGAGCGCCGCGGGCGAGCAGAAGAGGCGCCCUUUCGUGGAAACGCGCGACGCGGCCAGCGCCAUACACGGCAUCACGCGCAUCUGCGGCCGCGGCGAGGCCCUGGAGCCCCUCCUGCAGUGGCGGAAGCAGAUCGUCGAGCUGAUGCUGGGCGCCGACGCCCAGCGGGGCUUCAGCGAGACGCAGCUGACGCAGCUGCCCAUCUGCAAUGCCGUCCUCGCGUCGGCGAAGGACGACCAGAUGAUGCUGCUGCACAACGCAAGCGUGCGGCAACCGAAGGACGCGUGGAUGGUGGGGUGCAAGGAGGGCGGGAAUACAGUGCUGCACGACGCGAUAGAGAUGGGGUGUUCCGACAUCGCCUGCCUGCUCGUCAACCGCAACAGCGUCGUGAGGUGCGAGUUCACCCAGGACGGCGAGGACGUGACGUCCAUCUAUUCGUGCAUGCUGAGCGCCGACGGUAAGAUUCGGUACGACGUCUCCCCCGACUACGUGAAGAUCGACGAGCCCAGCGAGUCCGAAGGCCUGGUGCCCGUUCGGGCCGCGGCCGCCCGCGGCAUGUGGUCGGUGGUGGCGCGCCUGCGCCAGGCAAACUGCAGAGACCUGGAGGUGAAGCUCUGCGAGGGGUCUGCGAAGUGCAGGCGGCGCACGGUCUGGCACGACCUGGCGACGCCAGAAAAUCCCGGCGCGGGCGGCCACGAGGAGCAGCUGCUGUGGGCCGAGGCGCUCAGGGAGGAGUGCGGCCACCUCGUCCGGGAGAAGGACGACGACGGCCGGCUCGCACUGCACUGGGCAGCGAGGCACAACCACCACAGGUUGGUGAGGCUGCUCGUGGAGCUGUUCACCGAGCACAAAAUCGACCACAUGCUGAGGGAGCGGGACAGGGAGCACUUCACCCCGCUCGAGCUGGCCGUGCAGCACGGGCACACCCAGGUGGUCCAGACGCUGCUCUCGUCGGCGCAGCAGGUCAGCAACCAGACGAAUCUGAGCAUCACCACGUGCUACCAGAAGGCCGACAACGAGACGGCGGCCAGCGCUGCCACCAGCGAGGCCGGGAGGGCGUUCUCGGUGGUGCGCAGCGCGCGCUGGCUCUGGAGGCACGAGCCGAGACUGGAGUGCCUCGUCUGGCCCUGCUCCCCCUACCACCUUGUCCUGCUGCAGAUCUGGCACGCCACCUCGGAGAGGCACUCGGCGGCCGGGCGGAGGCGGAUGGCCGCCCUGGCACGGGGCGACGAGCAGCGCCUGUCGGUGUCGCCGAGCACGGCGGACAUGGUCGAGAUGCUGAACACGACGACGGAAGGAGGCAAGUACCGCAGGUCGUUCCUGAUCCGGCACCUGACGCAGAGGCUCCUUAUCCGACGGAUUUUCAUGGGCUGGUACGUAUUAUUAUGGUUCAUGGCCGAGAGCGUCUUCAUCGGCGGCUUGUUUUCGAGUUCUAGGAUGGAACUCGACAUUCAGUUCGAGGAGCACGCGUAUUUCUACAACGAGCAGUUCAACAAAAACGUCCUCCAGGAGGAGUUCCCCUGGGAGGAGGAGGCCUUCGAGAAGGCCUUCCCGCAAAUGCAGUCUCCGGACGACGUGUGGGUAUUCGUCGACGGCGUCCUGAUGGACAACCUGUUCCCCGAGGAAGGCCCGCCCGGCCAGGUCGGGCCUUUCGCCUACCUGAUCGGGAGCCCCGUGCUGCAGAACAAUCCGUUCACCUACGGGAGCUGCGACGGCGCGCUCAUGAGGAGCCCUUUGAAGUUCAAGAGCCUCGGGGGCAGCUCCAGGGAGCCCUGCGUGGUGGGCCGUGGCGACUUCGCGAACGACGUGGUCCUUCCGCGCAGCAAUCGCUCAGCCGCGAUCGCCGCCGUGAAGGCGAUCGACAAGGAUGCCUGGGCGAGGACGGGGGGCGUCCGGAUAAGCUUCGCCAUCUACAACACGCAGUUGCAGAGGAUUUUGCUCAGCGACUUGAGGGUGGAGUUCCGCCCGAGCGGGCUAACCAACCCGAAGCCCAAGACCAGGGUCUUUCUGUGGAUGCCGAUCAACGACGUGCUCUCUUGGAUGUACCCCUUCCUGAUGUGCAUGUUUUUCUCUGUUCACUCAAUAUUCCAGAUCACGAGUGAGAUUCGUCAGAUCUUGUCAGAGCCCAACUAUUGGGAGAGCGGCGAGCAGAGGUUUGAUCUGGCGGUGGAUAUCGUGCACAUUGUCAUUGUUGUUCUUCUUGGCCUGGUGUCUGUCCAGCAAGCCCUGCUUGCAAACAAGCUGGAUCCAGAGUCGGAUGACCCCGUCACCUCAGCACACCAUGCUGUCGACUUCACCCAGAUAGCCUCCUACUCGGUCCACCUUCAAAAAGUAUUUAGCUCCACCUUCUUGCUGCAAACUUUUAACCUAAUCCGGAUCUUGAGAUUACUUCCUGGUAUAGGGCCCCAAAUGCAAGCUAUCGUGCAGACGCUUAUGGACUCGAAAGUGUGGCAAUUUCUUGUAUUUCUACUGGCUUGCGUAAUGGGAUGCGCGUUCACUGUGCACACAAUGGUUGGUGCCGACCAACGGUCAUUUGCCACGGUCCCAGACGCCAUUCUUGGCAUGUACCGGUUUAUUUGGUCAGAUUGGGACUAUACAGACACGUUUUCUAAAACGAAUAAAUUUGGGAAUGGUUCGGACGUAUUCUAUCUUUAUGCGUUUUUCUUUUUCGUGACUUUCUUGGUCACUGGAACGCUGGCAAACGUAUUCAUCGCCAUCGUCGGCGAGCGUUACGUGGAGCAUCUGAAGAGUUCUCAGCUCGACUGGAAGCACGAAGUGAACACCAUAAUGGCAAAAUGGUACGGCGAUGCCUUCUCUAAGAGGAGCGGCUACAGGGAGUUCAUGUCUGCCGCGAAGGAGUUCAGGCAGAGCGGCGCCGAGCUGCUCCCCGUGAGGGACGCGUGCGCGACGGGCAAGGGCGGAAGAGACAGAGAGGGGCCUGGCGAAGAGGACGAGGGCAGCGGAGACCGCGGCGAGGGAGACGCGAAGGGCGACGCCUCGAUGCUGCGCCUCGCGGCGCGCAUCGAGGCGAUGCGCAAGGAGCAGCAGGGGGAGAUGAAGCAGGCGCUGGAGCUCAUCGGCGCUCAGCAGAAGGAGCUGCAUCAGCUCAAG